Messenger RNA from Aphidius gifuensis, 3033 nucleotides. Its product is annotated as chaoptin-like. The coding region runs from base 1 to 3033 and encodes 1010 amino acids. The record is from RefSeq and is a predicted model, not a curated record. Gene Ontology annotation, molecular function: protein binding. Gene Ontology annotation, cellular component: extracellular matrix. The transcript has 7 exons. NCBI's taxonomy places the organism in Eukaryota, Metazoa, Arthropoda, Insecta, Hymenoptera, Braconidae.
AUGAAUCAUAUUUUCGAUGAUGUAUUUAAAUUUUCAAAAGCCGAAAAGAUUUUGUUGAAUGAAAAUUUAAUUCCUGAUUUUGAAAAUUAUGAAGACUGGGGUAUUAAUAAUCAGACUAAAGUAUUCUCAAAUAUAAUUUCUUAUGAAACUGCAGUCAAUGAAGAUAUCGGAUUAGAAUGCAUUAAUCAAAAAUGUUAUUCAAGUGAAAACUAUAUUUUUGAAAUUUGUAAAAGUUGCAGAAAACUUUUAUAUGUUCAACCAAAAUAUAUGCCAACAAGAUUAUUACCAAAAGCACUUGAAAUUUCAGACGAUCAAUUAUCAUAUAUUGAAAAACGAGCAUUUUCUAAUUUGUUUAUUGAAACAUUAAUUAUAAAAUCAUUUGCUGACAGUUUUGCUUUUGAUUCAAAAAUAUUUGAAGGAUUAUCAACACUUAAAAAUUUAAUAUUCAUGACUGCUCCAAUUUUAUUCUAUGAAUUUGACAUAAAUACGUUGAAAAAUCUAGAACACCUUGUAAUAUCAUUUGACUUAUCAGAUACAGUAAAAUUGUAUAAGGUUAUUGAGCCUUUAAUAAAUUUAAAAAGCCUAAUAACAAGGAAACAUGGAUCACCAUAUUUCUGCACCAAUACAAAUGAUUAUAAAAAUAAUAAAAAACUUCGAUAUCUUCAAUACCAAAUCAGCUCGUUCACAAGAAUACCAACAAAAUCAUUUGAAUGUCUUCAAGAACUCAAUACUCUCAUCAUCACUGAUGGCUUUCUCAGUUCUUUUGAUACUGAUGCAUUUGGCGGUCUUGAAAAUCUUGAUACCCUCAUCUUAGACUAUAACAAAAUAACGUCAAUCGAAGCAAAUACAUUUAUCGGAUUAAAAAAACUUAGAAAAUUAUCUUUGAGUCAUAAUUCAAUAUCAUCUAUAUAUGAUGGUGCAUUUCGACUACAGGAUGGUGAUUAUUCACUUCCCGAUUGUAUGACUGAAAAAAAGAAUGCAAUUUACUGUAGACCUGAAACAUUAUCAGUGUUAGACUUGAGUUUCAAUAAUAUAAAAACCAUAACAGAUAAUAUGUUUAGUGCUUUUUUUUUCAUUAAUAUACAAAUUGUAUUAUCAAAUACAAUUUGUUUUCGAUGGAAACAUCUUCAUCCAGUUUGUAAAACUGACGACGGUAAAUUCAUUCAAUAUAAGCCAGAGUAUGAGUCUUCGAUGGGAGAUCAAAUUAAAUAUCGUGAUAAUUCAAUAGAUGUAAUUCGUAACUAUGCAUUUGUUGACUAUCAAGAUAUUCUCGAAUUUCGAACAUAUUCAAAAGUUCUCGUACUUGAUUUGGCAGAUUCAUCGAUAAUAAUUGAGCCAUAUGCUAUUGCUUUGAAAGGACUUGAACGGUUGGAAAUAACUUCAGGUCCAGUUCAAUUAGAGUCAGAGAGUUUUCAAGAAUUAUCUAAUUUACAACAUCUCAAAUUACACGUCAAUGAAACAUUGGUGGACAUUGGACAAGUUUUAAAAAAUUUGCCAAAUUUAACAAGUUUGGAAUUGUUGGAUAAUCAUACAAUUGGCAUAUGUGACUCAUCCAAUGAUCCUGUUCAAAUAAAAAUACUUCAGUAUACGGGUGGAUUUAUAGAAUCAGUAUCAUCAGAAUCAUUUGAGUAUUUUCUUGAAACUGGAUCCUUUAAAAAUUUAAAAUGCCUAAUUGUUGAUCUUGGAAAAAAUCGAUUAGAGCAUAUUGAAAAUUUCGAAUUUAAUAAUUCAAGAAUUAUUACACUUUUGUUGGAUGAUAAUUUUAUAAGAGAAUCAGUUGAUAAAACAAAAUGGGAAAGAGAAAGUAUAACAUGUUAUUUCAGUGAAAAAUUCUGUUUCCAUAUUUGUCAAACCAAUAAAGUACUUUUUAGAGUUAUAGAAAGAAUAAUGCCCUACAGACUUUUAACAAAAACACUUAUACUUGAAGACAGCGAUAUGAUAUUAACUAAAGACAACAUAUUUUAUAAUUUAACCAUUAAAAAUUUAGUAAUUGAAUCAUCUGCGAAACCGUUUCAACUUAUUGCUGAAUCAUUAAAAGGAUUACCAGAACUUGAAAAUCUUCAACUUUCAAAUUCAAUAGAAUUUAUUGAAGAUGGAGCAUUUACAAAAUUAAAUAAUCAUUUAUCAUUUCUUGAUUUAAGUCAAAACAAAUUACAUACAAUUUCAGAUAAAGUAUUUGAAGGUAUCUUAUCAAUUGAUCGGCUUGAUCUUUCACAUAAUGAUAUUAUACAUUUUGAAUCUAAUCCAGAAAAACCAGGACUUGUAUAUGCAUACAAUAAUAGUCAAUUAUUUUCUGUUGGGGGAUCGAAAAAAUUUAAAGUUAAAUUAUUUUGUCGUAAUGACAAUUUGUGGAUCAUUUGUAUGAACGGUACAAUUGCAACAUCAAUUACACUAAAUCACUUCGAUUCAACUUUAAAUGAUGCAUGGAAAAAUAUUGAUAGCCAAUUUACAAUCAAAAGUUUAAUUCUCAAUAAAAAUAUUCGAGAUGGAUUAGCACUCUCUCUAAAUUCAUUUGACGGAUUAUCAAAAUUAGAAAAUCUUGAACUUAAUGUUGGACCAACUAUUCUUGAACGUGGUGCAUUUUACAGAUUGUCUAAGAUGAAUCGUCUUAAAAUUGAAGUUGAUAUAACUGAACGACUCAAUAAUAAUGAAAUUACUGCCUUUGAUAUGGGAUCAUUGACGACCAUCAAUAACAAUUAUACGCUCAUCAAUGUAAGCUACAAUAAAAUAGUGACAAUACCGAAAGGAACAUUUGGCAAUAUGACAUGUAAAAUAUUUGAUAUACAAGAGAAUCCACUAUUGUCUCAUACUAAAAAUAUAAUGGGAUCUCCAGCUAAUAUUAAUGAUUUAAUUGUUAGAAAGGGACAUCGUAUACGUUACGGUGAAUAUUCGAAAAAUACAGAUGAUGAACCACAACGAAAGUAUAGCAGUUGGAUGAGACACGGUAAAGAUUGUCAUGGUAAAUUUAUUUUAUUUGGCUCAAAAUAUAAGCCAGCACCUUGUCGAAAAGCGUCGUCGUAUGGAUUACAAUAA